AUGUUCGCAGCCAUUCCCUUCUCAAUACCACUGCUACUUACUUUGAGCUUGACAGUCAUUGCGUAUCUGGCUCUCAGACUCUUCAGGCAUAUUCGCUACAACAUCUGGGUCCGCACUAAUCCCGAGUUCGCCAAAAUCCCACACCUCCCCCAGCACUGGCUACUUGGUAACCUCAUCAAUGUUGGGAAACACCUCGAUCCGAGCUUGCCGCGCCAUCCAGACUAUGGAUUCGAGGAGAUAUGGAACAAGCUGGACCGUCCACCAUGCUUCUGGUUCGACAUGGCACUCGUCGGCAUCAUUGUCCUGGUCGUGGUGGACCCUGCCCUCGCUGAAGCAGUCACCGAGCCACGACCGGGCCUGAAAUACUCGACCCUCAAGUCGGAUACGCUACAGAGUUUCUCUCGUCUCCUUGGGUGGGAGUCCUUGGUUCUGGUCCAUGGCGAAGAAUGGCGUUCUCUCCGCCGACGCUUCAACAAGGGUUUCGCGCCCACCCAUCUCCACAGCCUUGCUCCUCUGAUCCUCGACCGAACGCAGAUCUUCAUCUCUCGCCUCAAAGCUUUCGCCCAGUCCGGCGAGGACUUCCUCAUGCGCGACCUAGCCCAGGACCUCACCACCGACAUCAUCACCAUGGUCUCCCUCGAGCGCGACUUUGGCGCGCAGACCAGCGGCAAAGACAUGGGCGAGAACGCCUGGCCGUUUGGAAUCUUCUACUUGACCAAAUGCCUUGCCGAGCAAGCAUUCAAAGUCGGCCAGGGUUUCAACCUUCUGCAAUCCAUCGACCCUGUCCGACCUUUCAUGGCCUGGCUCAACGAGCGCAUUCUCAAUUGGCGACUCUAUCACAUUGUGUCCGAGAAGCUCAACGAGACACGCCAUCCUCCCUCCCACAGCACCGACAGCAAACCCAGCACAAGACCCUCCCGCUCCAUCGUCCAGCUCGCCACCGCCGACCUUCCCCCGAACCGCGCCCUAAUCAACAACACCGUCUCGCAAAUCAAAUCCUUCCUCUUCGCCGGCCAAGACACCACGGCCACCCUAAUCCAAUGGCUCACCUUCGAGCUCAGCAAAUGCACCUCGAUGCCGCCCAUCGACCCGCAAUACGCCCACUGCCGCGCCAUCUACCAGGCGCUGGUCGACGAACACGACGCCGUCUUCGGCGCCCACGACCCCUUCUCCGCCCUGGCCGCCCUCGCCGACCCCACCUCCAGCGAAGCCACCAUCAACACCCGCCUCCCCGUCACCAACGCCUGGGUCAAAGAAGCGCUGCGCCUGCACCCGCCCGCCGCCACCGCGCGCUACGUGCCCCUCGAAUCCGCCAACAUGCCGCCCUUUGAGAUCCCCAUCCCAAAUGCAAACCCAAACUCCUCCUCCUCCUCCUCCUCCUCCUCCACAGCCCGCAUCAACGGCCUCCGCAUCUACAACUGCCAGUACCUCCUCCACCGCGACCCCUCCAUCUGGGGCCACGACACCGCCGCGCUCUUCAACCCGUCCCGCUGGCUCGACGAGGACUACGUGCGCGCCCUGCCGACGGGGGCGUGGCGGCCCUUUGAGCGCGGGCCCCGGAACUGUAUCGGCCAGACGUUGGCCGUGUUGGAAGGGGUCGUCGUCUUGUGUUGCGUCGCCCGGGGGUUUGCGUUUGAGAAGAGGGGCGGGGGAAAGGGGUGGGGGGGUGAGGAGGAGGUGCGGACCACGCUGCGCGUCACGGCUGUGGUGGGUGAUGGGAUGCGCAUGGGGGUCAAGCUGGGGGUUUGA
Cyphellophora europaea CBS 101466 is the source of this 1749-nucleotide messenger RNA. RefSeq lists its product as uncharacterized. Lineage: Eukaryota; Fungi; Ascomycota; Eurotiomycetes; Chaetothyriales; Cyphellophoraceae. Gene Ontology annotation, molecular function: oxidoreductase activity, acting on paired donors, with incorporation or reduction of molecular oxygen; heme binding; monooxygenase activity. The record is from RefSeq and is a predicted model, not a curated record. The coding region runs from base 1 to 1749 and encodes 582 amino acids. The transcript has a single exon.